Scheffersomyces stipitis CBS 6054 is the source of this 1239-nucleotide messenger RNA. It is a transcript of the gene NHG3, whose product is annotated as Salicylate hydroxylase (Salicylate 1-monooxygenase). Gene Ontology annotation, molecular function: FAD binding; monooxygenase activity. The record is from RefSeq and is a predicted model, not a curated record. The transcript has a single exon. Bases 1 to 1239 code for a protein of 412 amino acids. Lineage: Eukaryota; Fungi; Ascomycota; Pichiomycetes; Serinales; Debaryomycetaceae.
AUGACAAAGGAAUGGAAACCAUUAAACGUCGCAGUAUUAGGUGCUGGAUUAGGUGGUCUUGCUGCAGCCAUUGCCAUGAGAAGAAAUGGUCAUACUGUUACAGUUUAUGAAAGAUAUCACUUUGCUGGUGAAGUUGGUGCCUCAUUAUCGUGCGCAUCAAAUGGUGGUAAACAUUUGAAGGAAUGGGGAAUUGACUUUGAUGCCGCCAAACCAAUCAUCUUGAAGGAUUUAAUCAGGCACGAUUGGAAGACGGGCGAAAUCGAGGGUGUUUACAGCUUGGGAGACUAUGAGAAGGCUUUUGGAACUCCAUACUAUAACUUUCACAGAAUAGACAUUCAUAAUGUUUUGAUGGAUACUGCAACACAAGAAAAGGGGGAGGGUACACCAUGUAAGUUGUUAGUUGAUUAUAAAGUCAUUGAUGUCAACCAUGAAAGUGGGCACAUGGUCUUUGAAAACGGCAAAGAAGCAUAUGCUGACUUGAUUAUUGCAGCAGAUGGCAUCAGAUCUACAACAAGAGAGAAAAUUGGUGUCAUACCAGAAUUUGGGAUUUCAACCUCAUGCUGUUACAGAUGCUUAUUUAGGACAGAAGACGUUCAUAAGUUGGGAUUAAAGGAUUUUUCAAAGAAUGAAGCCAUUGAAUUUUGGGGUGGUAACGACAAAAAUAAGAUUGUUUUGUCUCCAUGUUCAGAUGGUGAAAUUGUUUCAUGUUACUGCUUCUAUCCGGCUGAGAUCAAUGACUUGCGUGAAGAUGGUUGGAACAAUGAAGCUACUCCUGAGCAAUUAUUAGCCACAUUUCCAGAGUUAGAUGGUGCCUUGAAGGAACUAUUCAAGAUUGCGUUUGAUAUCAAACAAUGGAGACUAUAUGUUCACAAACAGUAUCCAUAUUGGGUCAAGGGAAAAGUCGGCUUAUUAGGUGACGCUGCCCACCCUCAAAUGCCAGAUCAAUCUCAAGGUGCAGUGAUGGCAUUUGAAGAUGCAGCUGCCUUUGGUUACAUUUUCAGCAAAAUGUUUAAUUUUUCCCCACAAGAUGGAUUAAAAGUGUAUCAAUCUGUUAGACAACCAAGAGCCAACAAAAUUCAAGCCGCUUCAUUGAGAGCUAGAGAAAACUUGAAUGAAAGAAUCGGUUGGUCUUCGGGAGCUGCUGAUUUGAAAGAUGAAAACAGGCUUACAAUCGAAGAAGUUUGUUCGUAUAAUAUCAAGGCUGAUAUUGAUCAAAUUGUCAAGAACAUGGGUCUUUGA